AUGUUUAGUGACGAGCGAGCGAGGUGGAAAAUCACCUCCAGGCUAGAAAGAAAGCCGUUGUUGAUAUCGGUCAACUGCCUCGCUGGUCUUGCAAUCUUCUUCUUCGGCUAUGACCAAGGUAUGAUGGGUGGAGUCAAUGACUCCCAGGCGUACGUGCACCGGAUGGGAUUGGGAUACAAGGUAAAUGGGUCAAUCACUAUAACCAACACUUUGCUGCAGGGAGGCAUCGUUUCUGUCUACUACCUGGGAACAUUGAUUGGAUGCUUUGUGGGUGGUUAUGUCAGUGACCGAUUUGGUCGAAUUAAGUCCAUUGCUGUCGGUGCCGCCUGGGGGAUAAUUGGGGCCGCACUCCAGUGCACUGCAAUGAACCCAACGUGGAUGAUAGUGUCUCGUCUGAUAAACGGUAUCGGCACUGGUAUUCUCAACGCUACUGUUCCCGUAUAUGGCUCCGAGUUGGCCGACUACGAGAGUCGUGGCAUGUUCAUCGCCAUGGAGUUCACAUUGAACAUUGUCGGGGUCGUGGUCGCCUACUGGCUGGGCUAUGGACUGAGCUACAUCGAUAAUGGCACCUCCGAGAUCCAAUGGCGAUUCCCUAUUGCAUUCCAGAUUGUCAUGCUACUUCUGCUCUUGAUCGGAUGUUGGUUCUUCCCAGAAUCUCCUCGUUGGCUAUGCAUGAUGGGUUAUCGAGAGGAAGCCCUCUACAUCCUCAAGCGUCUUCGGAGAUCUGAGAACGACCAUGCAGCCUUACAAGAGAUGCGAGAGAUAGAGGCUAUCGUCGAGUUAGAGAAACACUCAGAGGGAAGAAUGACCUACUUCCACAUGUUGUUUGGUAUUGGUGACGGCGAGUUGCAUAUUGCAAGGCGUGUCCAGCUGGUAAUCUGGCUGCAAAUUCUGCAAAGCUGGACGGGCAUCGCCGGUGUUACUAUGUAUGCACCAAGUACGCUGCAUCUCCGUCUCUCUGAUGUAUAUCCAUCUUCUAAUGUCCUCCCAGCAAUCUUUAAAAUUGCCGGCUUCGAUUCCCAGAAGACAAUGUGGAUUUCCGGACUGAACAAUAUCUUCUAUGCUUUCGCAACCAUAAUUUGUGUCUUCACCAUCGAUCGCUUCGGUCGCCGCUGGACCCUUUGGUGGGGAGCUGCAGGUCAAGCAAUUGCCAUGUUCACUGCAGGAGGCCUCGCUCGUGGUGGGUUAGAUCACCCCAACGACCAGGGGCCAUGGGGUAUUGGGGCAACCGCCAUGGUCUAUCUCUAUACCUUUGUCUUCGGUGCUACCUGGCUCACUGUUCCGUGGUUGUAUCCUGCAGAGAUCUUCCCGCUCAAGGUGCGAGCCAAGGGCAGUGCUUGGGGGGUUGUUGGCUGGAGUUUGGGCAACGGCUCGCUGACGUUGGCCCUUCCCUACAUUUUUGGCUCGAUCGGUGAGAAUACGCUGCAUGUAUUUGGUGCGGUCAAUCUGAUCAGCAUCCCGGUCGUAUGGGCUCUCUACCCGGAGUCUAGCCGACGUACACUCGAGGAAAUCGAUUUGCUUUUUGCAGCCAAGUCUCCCUGGGCUUGGACCGCAGAGUCGAACUUUGCGACGCUCAUUGCUGAGAACCCUGAUCUCGGUGCCGCUCGGCAACGCAAUAGUGUUAUCGAGGUUGAGAAAGGACUGGACGCGGAUGCUGAGCAUUGCGAAACAGUUGCUAGACCGUAG
Molecule: messenger RNA, 1686 nt
Organism: Aspergillus bombycis
Lineage: Eukaryota; Fungi; Ascomycota; Eurotiomycetes; Eurotiales; Aspergillaceae
Product: sugar porter family MFS transporter
Exons: 4
Coding region: 1-1686 (561 amino acids)
Biological process (GO): transmembrane transport; carbohydrate transport
Cellular component (GO): membrane
Molecular function (GO): carbohydrate:proton symporter activity
Source: RefSeq, a predicted model, not a curated record